CAACGAGUUUGAAUUUUUUUGAUAAAUAAACUCCAAUUGCUUUUUCCCUUCCCAAUUUUCGCGCAGUUUCGCCAUUUCCUCUUUCAAUCUGCUGCUUUGCAGGGAAGAAGAAGAAGAAGAUACUGGAAGCAAAUGGUAAUCUUUUCGUCGUUCUGCUGAGGUGAAUCUGCGGAGGAAGGGCUUUGUUUGCCCUCCACUUCGCCUCUUUUCAGCUUUUCGAUCGGUCAGUGUUCUAAAAACCAAGUAACCAACACCAUCAUGGAAGGCCCAGUAACCAACACCAUCAUGGACGGCCCGGAUCCAGAGGAACUAAACGAAACUCCUUGUAAAAGAAGUAAGACCCAAAUGGAUGCUGCAAACGAGAUCGAGACUCCAACGAAAUACAAAGAUCCAGCCGAGGAGAACAACCAUUGUGACUCCUUGCAAUUGUCUGUGUAUCCAAGGACAUCCUCUGAUGAUCUCCCACCGUCAUUCGCAUUACCUCUCGUCCCCAUUCCAAAGGUGGAAGAAUGGUGCUUGAACAGCAACAUUGUCUUGACUGGAACAGCUUGCCGAGUGGGGACUGGACCGCCUGUUGGAGCUGUCGAUAUCGGUGAGAGCAAGUCUGCAUAUUACUUUUGCAUUUCUCUACCGGGAGUCAAAAAAGAUCCGGGUGAGUUCAGCUGCGAAAUUCAAAAGGAUGGAAAAGUCUGCAUUCAUGGUGUGACUUCUACGGGCGCUAAAACCAUCACCAAGUAUUCUCGAGUCUUUGAAAUGAAACAACAGCAGCAAUGCCCGCCCGGGCCUUUCACCCUUUACUUCAGCCUGCCGGGACCGGUCGAUCCGAGGCUAUUUUCCCCUUGUUUCAGAUCUGAUGGCAUCUUCGAAGGCGUUGUUGCAAAAUUCGAGUAGGCUUCUUUCUGUUAAACUUAAAAUAAUUCCUUACAAAAUGCUGAAAUUAUUCGUACUGUGUUAGGACUCUAUUUGUGAGUGUACAUGCUAUGCUUAUUGCCUGCUCGUCUUUUGUUGGUAUGUUGUUUCAAUAUCUGUAGCUUUGAGACGGAUGGUUUCUUAGAACAAAUUAAUGCUUAGGAUGCAAUUUCUGGAACGAA
Messenger RNA from Andrographis paniculata, 1091 nucleotides. Its product is annotated as increased DNA methylation 3. The transcript has 3 exons. The record is from RefSeq and is a predicted model, not a curated record. The coding region runs from base 259 to 891 and encodes 210 amino acids. NCBI's taxonomy places the organism in Eukaryota, Viridiplantae, Streptophyta, Magnoliopsida, Lamiales, Acanthaceae. Gene Ontology annotation, cellular component: nucleus.